Messenger RNA from Andrographis paniculata, 2292 nucleotides. RefSeq names its product pentatricopeptide repeat-containing protein At2g27610-like. Gene Ontology annotation, molecular function: protein binding; RNA binding. NCBI's taxonomy places the organism in Eukaryota, Viridiplantae, Streptophyta, Magnoliopsida, Lamiales, Acanthaceae. The coding region runs from base 205 to 2139 and encodes 644 amino acids. The transcript is spliced from 2 exons. The record is from RefSeq and is a predicted model, not a curated record. Gene Ontology annotation, biological process: RNA modification.
UUCUGAUUUUUUUUUCUUUUUAGGUUCUUUACAUAUAAAUAUAAUCACUAUUUAAAUAUAAAUAUAAAUCCCAGAAUAAUUAAAAUAAAAAAAUGAAAACGCACCCAAGUGUACUGUGUUUUUUUAGCCCAUUAAUUUAUUGUUAGUGUUAAAUAUUGUGAUUUGUGAGGCCUUGCCACGAAUGUACAAGAACCCAUUUUCCCCAUGUCACUGUCCCGCCUCCUUCGACGAUUCUCGGAGAAGAAUUCGACCAUCAAUGGCAAAGCAAUCCAUGCUCAGAUCAUCCUUUCGGGGCGGCGGGCGGAUGUCCAAACUGAUAAUCAUUUACUCGCAAUGUAUUCGAAGAUCGGCUGCAUUGACUAUGCCCGGAAGGUGUUCGAUCAAAUGCCUGAGAGAAACGUCGUAUCUUGGACGUCCCUGAUCUCUUCGUAUUCCCAAAUUGGAAUCUCAGAAGAAGCCUUGAAUUGCUUCAGAUCAAUGGUUCUCGAAAGCCGAAUCGAUCCCAAUGAUUACACCUACGUUGCUGCCAUUUCAGCUUGUGCUCAAAUGGAGGCAUUGGCAUGUGGGAAAGAGAUCCAUGGAAGAAUCUACAGGACAGGGGAAGCUGUUAAUAACUUUGUAAAGAAUUGCUUGGUUAAUUUCUACGGAAAAUGCGGGCUGUUGAGGUCGGCUCGGGUAGUGUUCGACACCAUACAUGAUCCGGGCACAGUUAGUUGGGUGUCCCUUAUGUCGAGCUACGUCCGUUGUGGGGAAAAUGAGGAAGGUUUGAGGAUCUUCUUGAGGUCUUUAAGAAUGGGUGUCGGCGUUAACGAGUUUUCCUACGGGACCGUGUUGGGCACUUGCGCUGCAUUGGAGUUUUUAGACUUCGGAAUGCAAGUUCAAUGCCUCGCCGUCAAGCUAGGAGUCGAGAUGGAUCAAUUCGUUGUCACUAAUUUGGUUCAUUUCUACGGUCGAUGUGGCGAUUUGGAGUUGGCGAAAAGGGCAUUGCGCGAGGCGAAUCGAAUCAAUGUGACGGCUUGGACUGCUCUAAUUGGAGGUUGUGUCCAUCUCGGGGAAAAUGCGGAGGCAAUUAGUCUUUUCCGCGAGUUGCAUUGUUUUGGACUAAAACCGAACGAGCAGACGUUUGUUUCUGCACUUGGGGCGCUCGGGAAGGAGAAGGAUGUCGAAGGUGGAAUGCAGCUUCAUUGCUCGAUUGUAAAGGCGGGAUUCGACUCGUUCACUUUUGUUUCAAACUCGGUGUUGGAUUUUUAUGCGAAAGUUGAUCGUCUCGAUGAUUCUUUCGAAGUUUUCCGCAGUAUGGAUGCGCGCGAGAUUGUUAGUUGGAAUGCUUUGAUAGCGGGAUGUGUAAACUUGAGUCGCUACGAAGCAGCGAUUAUGGUGAUUCGGAGCAUGUUUUCGGAUGGAUUCGAGCCCAACGUUUACACGUUUUCGAGCCUGUUGAACGUAUGCGGCGAGUUACCCGCAGCAGCGUGGGGGAAGCAAACACAUUGCCGCGUCGUAAAGCCCGGAUUGGAUUCUAACAUCGUAGUCGGAAGCGCUCUCGUCGAUAUGUACGCUAAGUGCGGGCGAUUGAAAGAUGCUCGGACAGUCUUCGACAUCCUUCCCAACAAGAAUAUCGUAUCGUGGAAUACGAUGAUCACCGCCUACGCGCAGUACGGAUCGGGGAAAGAAGCGUUGGAAAUCUAUGGUGCUAUGGUGACGAAUGGAGUAAGACCAAACGACGUCACGUUCGUCGGAGUAUUGUCUGCCUUAGGACAUACCGGAGAUUUGGAGGGCGCAUUGGCCCAUUUCGGUUCGAUGGCGAAGGACUUCGGCGUCAAACCGAGGGCAGAUCACGUCGCUUGUAUCGUCACUUUGUUGUCGCGAAAAGGUCGAACGAGAGAAGCUUACGAGUUCAUGACGAACUCUCCCGUGGGUAUGAAUAACGUCGUCUGGCGAUCUCUUUUAUCCGGGUGCGUGGCUAAUAACGACUUGGAGUUGGGCUUAUACGCUGCUCAGAAAAUUUUAACCAUAGAUCCGAAUGAUGCAUCUGCUCGAGUCAUGCUGUCUAAGGUUUACGCCGAUUCGAAUAUGUGGAACGAAGCCUCGCAAGUCAGAGAAUCGAUACUCGGAAAGGAGGCUGCGUGUAGUUGGACUUGACGAGAAGAUCGAACGGACGAGAUGAUAAAAGUCUUCUCGGAUCUCUUGUGCCGGCGCUUUCUCCUCGGACUCGAACUGAUAGCACAAGAGAAGGCGUUAACGAGCUCGGAGUCCUCUUCGGUGAUCAACAUAUUGGCCGCACUCUGGUUGGCG